Durio zibethinus is the source of this 576-nucleotide messenger RNA. NCBI's taxonomy places the organism in Eukaryota, Viridiplantae, Streptophyta, Magnoliopsida, Malvales, Malvaceae. The record is from RefSeq and is a predicted model, not a curated record.
GACCGAGAAUCGAUCUUGAGACCCGCAUCCACAAUUAUCAUUUGCAGUGCCAUUUGAUUGGUACUAUUUCAAUUUGGAAAUGGGUCGGACCAACUAUUGGAUCCGUAUUGGCCCAAUCAACACCAAUAUAAGAAACAGCAUAACCAUCUUCCUCGCAAACAUUUUGACUUAGCCGCAGGAACGAAACUUCUAGCAAUGGGUUACGUGCAGGAAGCACGUGAGAAUCACGUCAAGAAGAAAGUUGAAGAAGCUUUAAGGAGCAAAAUGAAGCAAAAGGCACUAAAAGAAUGUGACCAUUACACUUCGAAAUAUGCGCAAUGUGCUGCUGGGAAGACUAUUUCUAUUGUAUGGCAAUGUCGCAAACAAGCUAAAGAAUUAAAUGAAUGUCUUCAUCAAUUCUUUCUCUUGGGACAAUAUUUCGAUUUUUUGCCUGAUGUUGUAAUUGUGAGAAAGGCUGUGAUCUACUUUCGAACUUUGAAAGAACUCAUUUCUUACGUAUUCUAUUAUGGCAGCACCAAUGAUGCUGUCUUGGAAGAAAUGAAGAGAGAAUACAUGCUUCAGGAAAAUCAUAAGUGA